Molecule: messenger RNA, 2125 nt
Organism: Strongylocentrotus purpuratus (purple sea urchin)
Lineage: Eukaryota; Metazoa; Echinodermata; Echinoidea; Camarodonta; Strongylocentrotidae
Product: lactosylceramide 1,3-N-acetyl-beta-D-glucosaminyltransferase-like
Cellular component (GO): membrane
Molecular function (GO): hexosyltransferase activity
Source: RefSeq, a predicted model, not a curated record
CUCUCCCUCUUUAUUUGAAAAGGCAUUUUGUGCGGUCUUUGAAGUGCAGAAGUGACACAGUGGCUCCUGAUUGUGCCGCCCCGCCCUGUUCGAGCCUUACUUUGAAUACAGUCGAUUAUAAAUACGUGUGAUUUGUCUGUUUUAUUACAGCACAUUGUGGAGGAAAGGACUGGAUUUCCCUACGCAUCGGAGCACUUCUACCUUAAAAACUAGCAUAACUUACAAUAACCUGCAUUUAUCAUGGCUCUUGUAUACCGGGCCCUUAAAAGAAAAAGUGUCGUUAUCGUGUUGAUCUGUUUGGUGGCGUUAUGUUACUGUCUCAUCGGCGCUAGUCAGACCAGUCAAAUUCCAAAAGGCUUGACUCGGAAUGGGACAUUACCAACUGACAAAAUGAGUUUAUCUACUAUUCUCACAAAAUACAUGCGGUCUUUAGACCGCUCACCUCAGAACACUACACGGAAUGAGGACACUAGAAGUUGGCUAGAACGUACACAUUGGGAGUCUAAGAUUGAUUACCACAUGUAUCACUAUCUAAUUAAUCCCAAGGAUAAGUGCAACUCCAGUGGCCUGGUGGUGGAUAUUUCCGGAAACUUGACAUUACUUGUCCUGGUGAAAUCAGCACCCGGUAACUCCGAACUGAGGGAUGCCAUCAGGAAUACCUACAUUCAGGGAGCCAUAAAGUACAAUGUGUCCGCUAGGAUCUUGUUUCUCCUUGGAUUCCAAGCACAUGGUGAAGUGCACCAAACGGAUAUCGUCAAGGAGGCUGAGACCAAUGGGGACAUCAUCCAAGAAGACUUCGAAGACUCUUACCACAACCUUACCAUCAAGGUCAUCAUGGGAAUCAAAUGGGCCAUGACAUUCUGCGGUAACAGUCACUUCGUGAUGCUGACGGACGACGAUGUCAUGUUUGACAUCUUGACCCUCGUCGAAGAUCUGUCAAAGGCAUACCCAAAACAUCACUCGGAAUUUGUACUAGGUGGCAACGUACAAUGCCAUUCCCUCAGAGACCCAAAUGGCAACUUUAAGAAGUUCUACACUCCAAAGACACUGUACCCUCAGGCCAGGUACCCGACAUACCCGCAGGGGUAUGGGUACAUCAUUUCAAGGGACGUCGUACCUCGGGUUUUCCAAGCUUCCAAGGAAAUACCCCCUCCUGUACCGUGGGAAGAUGUCUACAUGGGUGCUCUACUCCAGAAAACUAGGAUAUCCAUAACAGAUAAGUUACCCUGGUAUAGAGAACGACACCCUGUCAAAACGGCAAUACCGAAUAUGCUAGUUCCUCACAAUGACUACUUCAUGAUACAAUUAUCGAGUGCUAAAAUGAAGACAGUUUGGGAUGCAAUUGAGAGCGCGUUCAUCAUCAAUGCGAAUAACUCUGUGCAUUAGGAUAAUAAUUUUUGAGGUGAUGUUAAUUGUUAUCGUAUAAUUGUUUUAAAUGGGGGCACGCUACAAGAGUCAUAUCUCGCACCCCGGGGCAACGUGUCUGACACGGCCGGUUGUAUAGCAACUACUCCGAAGAUCAAGACAUUAAUCUUGAUCUAAGGAGACACGAACGAACGAAUACUACUCAUUAUCAGUGGCAGAUUCAGAGGAUCUGCCAAAAUCUUAGAUCAAAUGUAUGUUUUUCUUUGACAUGUUGACCUUCGUGGCAACAUAAUGAGAUGGGAGGGGGGGGGGCAUUCGUACAUGUACAUGUACAUGUACAUUCAAAGGUUCGUUAUUCCGAAAGUUCUUUAUUUAAACGUUCAUAAAUUAAAGCCGAAAUUUAGCCUUCAGUAUUCCGAGGGCUAAUAAUCUGAUAAUGAAGUAGGGUGCAUAAUUCUGGGAAUAAUGUAAAAUCGCAUUUAAUUUUCAUAAUUUAAAAUUGAUGAAUUAUAAUAACCCCUAUUUUAUUUUUUAGAAAUUAUGAACCUUCGAAGUUAAAAAAAAAUCUUCGGAUUAAUGAACCUUUGUAUUCAGGAACAUUAGGGGGGGAAGAGGCAUGUAACUUAUAGGACGGGCGUAUAGCCCUGUACUUUUUAUAAUAUAAUUAAUGAAUUUUGUACAAAUAUUGUAUGCUCCGGCAUUUAAUAUAGAAUAAUAUAUGAACCGACAAAUUCAGAAUUUGUCGAAUUAUGCUAGUUCA